Molecule: messenger RNA, 2418 nt
Organism: Cannabis sativa
Lineage: Eukaryota; Viridiplantae; Streptophyta; Magnoliopsida; Rosales; Cannabaceae
Exons: 7
Coding region: 268-2418 (716 amino acids)
Biological process (GO): proteolysis
Molecular function (GO): cysteine-type peptidase activity
Source: RefSeq, a predicted model, not a curated record
AUUUCCCUCUCUCAGACGUUCCCUCUCUCUCUCAUUCUCUCUGUUUUCCUCACGAGCACGAACCACAACCCACAAGCCCUCACGAACCCACAACCCGCUCCCACACUCACGAACCCACAAACCAGACUUCCCCUCUCUCUCUCUCUCUCUGUUCUCCUCACGAGCACGAACCCACAACCCCUCACGAACCACGACGAGGACGAUCCAGGACCACGACGACGACGAAGCACUGAACUUCACUGAAGUGAACCAUUGAACCACGAAAAGAUGGCUCCCAGACUCAUUAUUCCAGCACCCGAGCAUUUCACUGGCCGCGUCACAUAUAGGGGCACUGGAAUUUUUGCAAAAAUUAAAGCUCGGUUUGAGGAGUUCAACCUUAACAACACGGCGAAGGAAAGCCGUUUCGGGAGCUUCUGGAAUGCCGUACCACUGACAUUCUCCUCGGUGUUAUUUCACCAGCUGAUGCUCCACAAAAUGAAAGUGGAUGCUCAGGAGGAGUUGAGGAUGAGGUUUUAUGUUGGUCGGAAGGAGGUCCGAUUCGGGGUGCUGGAGUUUGCACUCAUUACGGGUUUGGACUUCUCCUCGGGGCCAACAGAAGAGGAGAAGGCUGCGCAGGUCGCGCGCUCGGGGUCAGACCGACUGAUCAACAAAUAUUUCAACCGGUCUGAUAGUGUGAAGACAGAAGCACUCCAACUUCAGUUCACAAACUGCCAGAACCCGGAAGACUUGUACAAGCUCGGCUUGUGCUUGUUUGUGGAGUCAGUGCUUCUGGGCCGCGAGGCCAACGCGCUGAUCACGCCUCACAUCAUUAGAUAUGUGGAAGACCUCGAGUUCUUCUUCCGGAUUCCUUGGGGGAAGCACUCAUUCGCCAGACUCAUGCACUCGCUUCAGAAAGACAUGUUGAAACAGAAGGCCAACUACGAGAAGAAGCUGAGUUCGGAUGUUCAGCACGAGUGCAAAUACACAGCAUAUGGCUUCGCACCUGCAGUCCAAUAUUGGGCGUACGAGGCCAUUUUGGAGGUUGGCAAGAGGUAUGGCACGAACCACGGGAUUCGGUUCCCCGAGAUGCUUAGCCGGACGAGCAAAGGCGAUAUUGGGAAGAAAGACUCGUGUACCGAGACUCGGGUCCCGUACACUCAGGAAAGAGACACUCAGGCCACUGGUUCAGAACCUCAGCCCAGUGCACCAUCUUCAUCAGGCGUUCGGGGUGCCGAGUACACUGAUUUAGUGGCUCGGUUGGAUAGGAUCGAGGGUGACACUCAGGGUCUGUAUGCUGCUCAUGUCGAGCUGAAGAAGGCAUACGAGACCAGCCAUGUAGAGCUGAAGGGUGGUCAGAACGUAAUUAUGGAGCAGCUCAGAGACAUAUUGGCCAUGUUGAAUCGUCCGCCAACGACAGCUUCAGCACCGGAGGCCCCAGCAGAUCCAUCUACCCCACCACCAGCUGCUUCACCCCCAGUAGAAGAGGAUGAGGUCUUCCCCGACGAUUACGAUCCUUAUGAGGGAGCUCCAGCGACUCCGAUCGAGGCACAACCUCUUAUCCAUGUACAUGACACCGAGUCGCAGGGUGAGAUUCUGUCCAUAGAGGCACAACCUGCAGUGGUUAAGAGUCGGAAGAGGAAGAGAAAGCCUCCUGUAUGGUUCGGUGACUAUACGGAGAUGAAGAGGAGACAUAGGCCAUCUUCGACUUUUGAUCCCCUGGAGCCACCGGACGAGAAAUUGUUAACCACUUUCCGAAAGUGGUGUGUUGGACUCAUUCCGAACCACCGACUUCGGGAUUUGAGAAGUGGUGAUUACGGUCCAGGAUUCUUUUGGAUAAUGCUCACACCAAAGGAAUGGCUUACAGAUGACCAUAUAGAUGCAGCAAUGCAUAUGUUGAGGAGGCGACGCACCGACUAUCCACUGACAUUUCCUCAGAAGGGUAUCAUUCUCUCCACAUUCGUGACCGCCAUGAUCAGCAGUGCAUGGACGAGCCACAAGGGUCCGAGGAAAAACUUUAAAUGGGAGGAAUAUAUCCUGGACUACUGCACAGGGUUUCAUAAGUCCCAAGUCUUUGAGAGAUGGAGGGGUAACGAGUUUAUUUACUUCGUUCUGCACCUUCCCACGGCAAGACACUGGGUCACAGUUGAAGUGGACAUAGAGCUGUGGAAAAUUAAUGUCUACGACUGUGAUUCCAGCAACGGCAAAUACCCCAUCCUAACUCCUGAGGAGCUGAAGCAGGAGGAUGAUGUUGGCAUAGUUACUCCUGCAAUGCAGAAAGUUUUGGACGCCGCUCGAGCUUUCGAAAGAGAGCGAAACGGUAACGAGUUCAGGUUCAUGCAACUUGAAAGAGAAUUUGCAAAAACUGGUGAAUGGCCGGCUCCACCACCUGGGUUCCCCGAAGGAUGCCGUCGUUGCAAAUCGGGCAUCUUCAAUCUGUAA